AUGCUGGUGGACUAUGGGAGCAGAGACAAGCUUUUCCUGGAUGCCGUUGAGGAAGUCCGGCAUCAGCUCCUGUCGAUUGCCGGUGUCUCGCAGGCAGAUGGGUACGAGUGCGUCAUCGUGCAGGGCUCUGGCACCACGGCUGUGGAAGCCAUGCUCGGCGCCGCUGUGCCUCGAAAAGAUGGCAAGGUGCUGAUCGUGACCAAUGGUGCAUAUGGCCACCGUCAGAAGGCCAUGUGUCAAUACCUCGGCAUUGAUCACGAGACCUUGGACUUCGAGGACCAUGAUGCCAUCUGCGUGAAGCGCGUCCUAGCUGCGCUGCGGGAAGACGAGGAUUUCACCGAUGUUUCUUUCGUUCACCACGAGACGACAGCCGGUGUUCUCAACCCUCUCUACGAGCUUGUCAAGAACAUCAAGGCAGAAUUCCCGCCCAUGAGAGUUCUUGUCGACUCCAUGAGCGGUUUUGGUGCUUACCCCUUGGAUAUGUCUUGGGGCAUCGACUUCGCUGUAAGCUCCGCGAACAAAUGCAUCGAGGGCGUUCCUGGAUUUGGCUAUGUGCUCUGCAGCAGGGAGGCCUUGCAGCAAACCAAGGGCAACGCACGAAGCUUGUCCCUGGACAUCUACGAGCAAUGGGCUUUCAUGGAGUCCACAAAGCAGUUCCGCUACACUCCGCCCACGCACGCGAUAUUGGCAUUCCAGCAGGCCCUGCGCGAGUUCCUGCAAGAGGGGGCCAGAGAGCAGCGAGCAGCACGAUAUCAGGCGAACUACGAGGUAAUGGAGCGUGGCAUGGAAGAAAUGGGCUUUGAGUUCUACGUGCCGAAGGCACACCGGUCGUACUGCAUUUGUACAUUCAAGACGCCUGACCAUCCGAACUUCGACUUUCAAACCUUCUACAACCUGCUGGCGGAGCAGGGGUUCGUUAUCUACCCUGGCAAGCUUUCGAAGGGCAACUCCUUCCGAAUAGGCAUCAUUGGUCGCCUCUUUCCAAAGGAUUGCGAACAGCUUGUACUGGCUGUUCGAAGGAGCUGCGACAUAAUGAGUGUACCACUACCACUGAAGUGA
Messenger RNA from Symbiodinium sp. CCMP2456, 1059 nucleotides. Lineage: Eukaryota; Dinophyceae; Suessiales; Symbiodiniaceae. The record is from the annotation of a GenBank genome assembly.